This is a messenger RNA of Pseudozyma flocculosa PF-1, 2715 nucleotides long. RefSeq lists its product as uncharacterized. Lineage: Eukaryota; Fungi; Basidiomycota; Ustilaginomycetes; Ustilaginales; Ustilaginaceae. The transcript has 2 exons. The coding region runs from base 1 to 2715 and encodes 904 amino acids. The record is from RefSeq and is a predicted model, not a curated record.
AUGUCUGCCAUCAAGCAGCGCAAGAUCGCUUGCCAGUGCUUGGGAUGCCGGGGCGACCCCCCGACGCGAUGUCUGUACGAGGGCCAUGGCACUGAGCUGAGCAGAAGCGCCGGCAGCGCUCGGGAGGCCACAGCGGUCGCCCCUUGGUUCGAGGCGACUCCGCUUCGCCAGGGCGAGCAGGACACCAUCGCGGGCCAGGGCGAGCACCACGCCAUCGCGAGCCAGGGCGAGCACCACGCCAUCACGGGCCAGGGCGAGCAGAGCACCAUCGCGGGCCAGGGCGAGCACCACGCCAUCACGGGCCAGGGCGAGCAGAGCACCAUCGCGGGCCAGGGCGAGCACCAAGCCAUCACGGGCCAGGGCGAGCAGCCGCCGCUCAUCGACGAGCCCAUGCACGCGGCGUUUGCCCGUCGUCACCGGCCCGGCCAUCACGGUGGCAGGCGCCCGCACGGCCGCAACCACUGCCGAGGCAAGCGUCGUGGCCGUCGCCCUCGUGCCGGCCGUCGCCAUCGCAGUCGCAACCGUCGGCGAGCUCCUCGCCACCCCCGCCAGCACAUCUCACGCCGACCUCGACGCACGCGACCCCUGCGAGAGGCUAUCAAGUCUGUCAAAGGCUCCGUCCGCAAUUGCCUCGGGUGGCGGCCGGAGCUGCGGGCCCGCCUCGAGGAGCUAUUCGUUCGGGUCAACGAGGUGGACCGGUACGUCCGGCUUUUCCUCAAGUAUGCCUGCGUGCGGAUCCUCAGCGACACGCCGGCAUAUGACCUCAGCCCGCUGCACGACCCCCAGGUCAUCAUGAACGUGUGGAAGGCGUUGACGCUCGACGCUCGAGGCGGCUUGAGAGACUGCGAGCCACUCUGGCUGUCGCAACACCUCGCGGCCUUCCUCGAGCUCACCGGCUACCGUCGCCGCGCGUUCGCAAAUGUGGACGAGAUCGCCGGAUACCAGGCCACCAAGAUUGUCACCAACCACACCAACACCAUCCGCGCCAAUUUCGGCAAGCGACUGCGGCGGCUUUUGAUGCUGUCGUCGGACAUCACGGCCUUCGAACACGACCGUGAGGUCCUCUCCUCGUUCAAGCGGUCCGUGGCGAGGGGGACCCCGACCGCUUCGGCGGACCCUCGCCUCCACCGCUGCCGAGAGGCGGCACAGCGGGUCCUUGCUGGCUACCCAGCCGGCUGGGCCUUUCAGCGCGAAUCGAUCUACUACGAUGUGGUGGCGAGGCCAGGUGGCCACAUCGCCGCCUUCCACCAACUCGGCCUUGCUCUCGAUGCGGCGGAACGCCACCCGGUCGACCGCAAGGCUCGACAAAAGAUGCAGCGGCGGCUCGAGGCGGCCCAGCGCCGGGCGGCAGCGAACCCGGAUGCCGUCGUCCAGACGCCCGAGCCGAGGAGCCCAUCCUACUACCCUCUCGCCGACGGCUGGAUCCCGCGGCACAUCCGUAUCGACACCAGGAUUGCGUGGAACCACAUUCUGGCCAAGGCAAAGAACCCUCCCGCGCGAGGAGACGUCCUCGACGUGUGGGACGAGAUAGUCGAUCUGUCGCGGCCCAUCUUUCGGCAUCACGGGCAGAUUGACCCAGACGUCACCACCCUCCACGACGGCAUCCUCACCUUUGAGGGGUCUAUCGAGACCGAUGCCGUCGCCGCCACUGUUCAGAUGCAGAAUUACUCGGGCCGGAGCCUGCAGAGGACCACCCGACACGGCGGCGAUCUUGGCGAUGGGGCCAUCGAUUUGGAAGAGCCGUACAUCGACUCUCUGCUGCCGGAGGACCUCGACAGCGUCUUGCUGAUGGAUCCGGGCGAGAAGGCAAUAGUCUCGGGCAUGUUGUUUACCUCGACUGCCGAGGAGCCCCAAACCAUCGCGUACACCAAGGCCCAGCGAGCCCGUGACAUGCGGUCUCGACGCUAUGCCGCCAUCCGCGAGGCAGUCAAGACGAGGGCGGUUCGAGAAGCCGAGGCGGAUCUGUCCAUGGGCAAUGCGAGGACGCUCGACCUGGCGCAGUUCGAGGAGCAUCUCCGCCGCUAUGGCCGGCACGAGCAGGUGCUGGCCGCACACUACUCGACAACGCUGACCCGAGGAUCCGGCGAUCCUCUUCACCGGAAGUUCCGCCUCGCUGGCUACAUCCGGGGCGAACGCUCGUACCGCGCACUUGCCGAGCGCAUCAAGCACAAAUUUGGCCGGGACAUCAAGGUCGUCGUCGGCAACUGGAGCGUCGGAGCUGGCCGGACGCCCUCAAGGGGCAAGGACUUCCGGGCCGCCAUGCGACGAAACGGCCUGCCGGUAUACCUCAUUGACGAGUGGGGCACGUCUGUCUGCUGCCCGACGUGUCACGGCCGAACGCUCUCUUCUUACGAGCCGCCUUCGGCACCAGGCCGAGCCCGGACCGGCAAGGUCUGGCGGUUGCAGCGGUGCAGCCGCUGCCGCGUGCAGGUCGACGGCCAGGACGACUGCCAGCGCAUCUGGCAGAGAGACACUGCUGCCCUCAUCAACAUGGCCAGCAUCCUCUUUGCCUCGGCGCAUGGUCAGCCGCGCCCUCGCCACCUUUGCAGAGCUGACGACGACAGCGACAGCGACGGCGACAGCGACGGCGACGACAACAACAACAACAACAACAACAACAACAACAACAACAACAACAACAACAACGACGACAACAACGACAACAACGGCGGCAGUGCCGCACUCGCCUGUCUUGACCGGCAGGCUGGGACCUGA